CGUAAAAGGCCGCCAAAGGUCGGUCCGUCCAAGCCCACGCCCGAGCCGCCGCCACAACACUGGCCUACACUGCACCAUGGCGGCCUGGCGGGGAGCACUCGCUGCCGGAGCCUUCCUUCUGCCCGCCGCCCGCCUGCCACUGCACCGGACCGUCUGCUGCUCAGCUCAAGUGUUUGGUAUCAAAUCACGAUGGGUUGCUCCUCUUUACCGAGAACUGAAGCACAGACACAAGAGAAUGGAGCAGAAGAGGAAGGAGAAAGGUGAAGUUGUCAUCAAUAAGCGAUCAGAAUUCAUUGAAUGGAAUUACAAUGCUGAACUGUAUGCAUUCAGCAAGAGGCUACAGGAGGAAUUUGACUCCGAUGCUCUUCGUGAGGCCUUAACGCAUGCCUCAUACAUCCACAAAGAGAGACAACGACAGCAGGAGCUCGGCGUGAGUGACCCGGGCCUGGCAAUGGAGGACAACAAUCAGCUUGCGGCCAAGGGGGAGCGGGUGAUUGCUGAUUACUGCACCGCUUACCUGCGUGCUGCCCUGCCCCUGCUGCCUGAGGAGGGGGUGAGCUCACUGGUGGACUAUUUGCUAUCAGAAGAUGUUAUGUCAGCAGUUGGCUAUGGAAUCGGCCUGAGAGAUCUUGUAUUGUGUGAGGAGCAUCCGCCCUCCCCCAGCACGAUGGCAAGGUGUUUCCAGGCAGUCGUUGGGGCCCUGAGUGUGUCGUCGCCUGACCCACGCUGCCGCCUCAGACGUGACUUUGUGGUGGCGCCGCGGGUGGGGAAGGAGGUGGACUCCAUCUGGAAGAUCGAGAACCCCAAGGCAGUGCUGGCAGACAUCCUUCACAAGAGCAGCCGCGGUGAACCUGAGCCACGACUGAUCUUUCAGUCCGGUACAACGACUCUCCAGGCAGUGUACCACGUGGGCAUAUACUCAGACAAGGAGUUCCUGGGCUCUGGUUACGGGGAAUCUGUGGAGACCGCGGUGGAGGAGGCAGCUCAUGAUGCCCUGCGAAGGCUCUUCCAGAUCACAGAGUCAGCGCCACCUCUGCCGUUCGGGAAGGAAGCGGAGGCCCUUCUCCUUAAGAGUAAGUCAAACAUUUCUCUCGAUGAGUGGUCCAUAGACAAAGUCAAAAAUGUGUUUGUGUGUUGAGUGUUUCAAAGCUGCAUUUUGUUACCGUUAAGAAGAGGUUGAUCCAGGGCUGAACAAAACAAAAAUGCCUGCAAUGUGAUGGUAAAAACAGGAGAUGCCAAGGAAUUGUCAAUCAAUACACCUCUUGAAAGGUUUGUUGCAGUAUUGUAAAUAUUGAAUAAAGCUUUUGAGUA
Eriocheir sinensis (Chinese mitten crab) is the source of this 1311-nucleotide messenger RNA. RefSeq names its product 39S ribosomal protein L44, mitochondrial-like. Gene Ontology annotation, cellular component: nucleus. NCBI's taxonomy places the organism in Eukaryota, Metazoa, Arthropoda, Malacostraca, Decapoda, Varunidae. The record is from RefSeq and is a predicted model, not a curated record. Gene Ontology annotation, molecular function: double-stranded RNA binding; ribonuclease III activity. Gene Ontology annotation, biological process: primary miRNA processing; rRNA processing; regulation of gene expression.